AUGAAGCAGAAUCAGUUUGGUCUCGCAGUGGGAUUGUGGCAGCGCCGACUUCUCCGAGGUCCUUGCUUGACUCAUACGCAUCGGUUCUUUUCCAGCCAGCAUCCAUCACAACAACAAUGCCAGUCAACCAAGAAUAAUAAUGCAUGCUCGAAAAGCAGUGCUAACCGGCCGUAUACAAGCCCUAAAACCUCUCAGCCACAACUACGAUCAAUAUGGGAUUCCGGCUUCUGGACUUGCAAAUCAACCUGGCGACGCGCAAGGAUCAACACUCUGCGCUGCCUGAUAGGUUGCACAGCUGGCGACUUUUCAGCACUAUGGACGCUGCAAACUUUCUAUCCCGGACUGGGAAUGGGUGUUAUCAUGGGCGCAUCCAUGGCAUCGGGAAUAACAACCUCCAUAAUUCUCGAAACAAUUCUUCUCCGUCGUGGCGCGGACCAACUCUCAUGGCCGAUGGCGGCUCGCACAGCGAUGGGGAUGAGUAUGGUCUCAAUGCUGGCCAUGGAAGCCGCGGAGAAUAUUGUUGAUUAUCAUCUUACCGGUGGUGUUGUAGAUGUCGGUGACCCCCAAUUCUGGAUGGCGGCGACCGCAUCGGUGCUUGCAGGGUAUUUGGCGCCGUUGCCGUAUAAUUAUUUACGGCUCCGGAGGUAUGGGAAGGCUUGUCACUGA
Molecule: messenger RNA, 666 nt
Organism: Talaromyces marneffei
Lineage: Eukaryota; Fungi; Ascomycota; Eurotiomycetes; Eurotiales; Trichocomaceae
Exons: 2
Coding region: 1-666 (221 amino acids)
Source: RefSeq, a predicted model, not a curated record